Molecule: messenger RNA, 1823 nt
Organism: Solea solea (common sole)
Lineage: Eukaryota; Metazoa; Chordata; Actinopteri; Pleuronectiformes; Soleidae
Gene: gjb8
Product: gap junction protein beta 8
Exons: 2
Coding region: 210-1013 (267 amino acids)
Biological process (GO): cell communication
Cellular component (GO): connexin complex
Source: RefSeq, a predicted model, not a curated record
CCAAGUCAAGACUCUAAAAGUCAAACUUCCUGCUCAACAACUCAGUCUCUGACUCAGACUCUGGUUCUGGUUCUGGAGCGCGGGAAAAACUGUUUUCUUCAGACUGAACCACAAAAAAAGGAUUAAUUCACUUUACUUUCAUGGAAAACUAUUGAUUUUCUUUUUUUUAAUAUAUACUUUAGUUGCACAGUCAGGUCGUCUGAACCACAAUGAGCUGGGGGGCGCUCUACGCCCAGCUGGGCGGAGUCAACAAACACUCCACCAGUCUCGGAAAGAUCUGGCUCUCGGUCCUCUUCAUCUUCCGCAUCACGAUCCUGGUCCUGGCCGCCGAGAGCGUCUGGGGGGACGAGCAGUCGGACUUCACGUGCAACACGCAGCAGCCGGGCUGCAAGAACGUCUGCUACGACCACUUCUUCCCCGUGUCGCACAUCCGAUUCUGGUGCCUGCAGCUGAUCUUCGUGUCCACGCCGGCUCUGCUGGUGGCCAUGCACGUGGCCUACAGGAGGCGCGAGGACACGAGGACCAUGCUGGCCUCCAACGGCAACGAGAAGAUGACGGACAUGGACAUGGAGAAGCUGAAGAAGAGGCGUUUGCCGAUCACGGGCCCGCUGUGGUGGACCUACACCUGCAGCCUGUUCUUCAGGCUCAUCUUCGAGGGCGGCUUCAUGUACGCGCUGUACUUCGUCUACGACGGCUUCCAGAUGCCGCGCCUGGUGAAGUGCGAGCAGUGGCCUUGUCCCAACAAGGUGGACUGCUUCAUCUCCAGGCCGACAGAGAAAACCGUCUUCACCAUCUUCAUGGUGUCCUCGUCGACCAUCUGCAUGAUUCUGAACGUGGCGGAGCUGGGUUACCUCAUCAGCAAGGCGCUCCUGAGGUGCACGGCCCGGUCCAAGCGGAAAAACCACCUCUACACGGAGAGCGUGAGGCGGGACAACGACCUGAUGGAGAACAAGAAGAACGAGAUGUUGCUCUCCACGCGUACGGAUUCAACCAGCAACAAGACCUUGUGUUGAAGGACAAACGUCACUGGGAUCCAAGAGGAGAAAACCCUAAACUGCAUGUCCAAACACCCAUGAUGCAUCAUCGCUCAUGCCUCGAUAAAAGGCGAUUUUGAGAAGAUGGGAAAAUACGGUUUACGAACAUCAGAUUUUAGCCACUUAGAAAGACUUUUCCAACUGAAAACUGAAGUUUAAAAACUUUCAUUUCCAGGCAGAAAAAGCUGUCUAACAGUGGAAAAAAAUCUUUUUGAGAUAUUAUGGAUUGAAUUUUAUUAGUUAAGCCUAUUAUUAAGUGGCUAAAAUGUGUUUGUCCCUGUUGGCAGCCACGUUUUAAACAAAAAUGAGCAUCUGCGUCUCAAAAAACCCCAAACUAUGUCUUUAAAAUGGCCUGUCCUACAUUAUUUUAUAGUGAAUCCCGUAUUUAUAGUCAGAUGUUAUAAAUGAAAGCAUCAAACAAACAAACACAUUUAUCUUUUACAGGCGAUUUUAUCGUUCAGAGAGUGAAAGUUUGUUUUCAGUGAGUGAACCAGAGAAGAAUGAGUCUGCACUGACACCUAGUGGUGACAGUGGGAACUCUACCAAAGUGAAAGCAGAGAAACAAAUGAAGUUGUGAUGAUUCCAUGUACAGUAGUGUGUAGUUUACCAGUGCAUACAGUCACUGAGUUUGUGUUUGGUUGUGUUGUUGUUGAGUCACGUGACUGUAGCACAAGAUUUUAACCUUAAAAUAUCAUAGUUUUAAUUUAACUUUCUCUAAUUUCCGUGUGUGUGUUUAUAACUAAUGUUGCACAAGAUAAAAUAAUAACAACAACGCUGAUUAAGAUUUAA